AUGAAGAUCCUCAGCGAGCUGAAUGCGCAAAUCUCCUCAUCGACCCGGCUAAAGUGGGCGCUGGCGGUGGCGACGCCGAUUGUCGUCGGUUCGGCAGGCGCCUGCCUCUACUACUACUAUCGCAAUGGGGAGACCUCAGCAGAGAGGGCAGCCGCGGAGAAGAAGGCUGCAUACCUAAAGAAACUGGCAAAUGACCCGCUGGCAAAGGCCAACGAUUUGAAAAACAAGGGAAAUGAGUUUUUUCGUCUGAACAAGUACGAAGAUGCGCUGCGAAUGUACAACGAGGCCAUAGCUGUACUGCCAAGUGAGAGAACUAAAGAACUGGCGACCUGUUACCAGAACAAGGCCGCCUGUUACGAGCAUCUGAAGCAGUUUGACCAAGUCAUUGAAGACUGCACAAAGGCCAUUGAAAAUGAUAAGCUCUACGUCAAGGCUUACCUUCGAAGGGGGAAAGCCAAUGAGGUCUUGGAAAAGUACGAGGAUGCCACAUUUGACUUUUACGUCGCAGCGUGUUCAUCUCAGUUUCAAAAUUCCGACUACAUCAGUUUGCUCUACCAAGUUCUGGAAAAGUUUUCUUUCGCCAAAGCAAAUGACAUUGUUGGCAAGCGAAAGCAGUUCACAUUCCAGAAGUACCUCCUUCGACACAUUGUCAACAAGUUCAGCCGUGACCCACUGAAGGCCAAGUUUGAGGAGCUGAAGUCAAAUUACAAUGAGAUUGUGACUACACUUCUCAAUGACAACUCCAAUGAUGAGUCACUUUCCGUAGACGAUCUCCUGCUCAAAGGUACCAUUGAGAUGUACAUUGGCAAACACGAGGCAGGCCAGCGUAAACUCCGCAAACUUAUUGACAACGCCGAAGUCGAAGUCUCCUAUAAGGUGAAUGCUCUGCUGAAGCUGACUGAGUUUAACUUCCAAAACAACAAACUUGAGGAGGCGAGGCGCUGGCUGACAGAAGCUGAAAAUCUAGACAGCCUUAAUCCGGACGUGCACUACAUUCGCUCUCAGUUGCACAUCAUCAACAAAGACUACGAUGCUGCCAUGAAGGACCUGGUCUCGGCCGCAGAGCUUGAUCCUAAAUUUAGUUGCGCCAUAGGCCAAAAGUUGUACAUUGAGUACCAGCAACUUCUUAUGAUUAACGACAUUGCCAAGAAAAACGCUGCUUUGAAAGAGUUUGAAAUGGCAAUUGAAAAGUUUCCUAAAUCAAAUGAGCUACUGCUCCUGUUUUUCCAGGUUUUGUUGAGCAACAACGAAAUGGCUAAAGCAGAAGGGCUGAUCACGAAGGCACUGGAAAACGAUCCUGAAGAUCCGACGCUGUACGUCUACAAGGCCCUGGUGUACAUUGAGACAAGCGAUCUCGAGAAGACGAGAGAGUACCUCGAUCUGGCGCUGAAGCUUGACCCGAAGUGCAGCUUCGCCUACGAGAUGCUCGCCGACCUGUGCAGCAAACUGGAGAACUUCAAGGACGCCCUCAGCUACCUGGAGAGCGCCAUCAACUGCUCCACCACCUUUGAGGACGUCAAGAACUUGAUUCUCAAGCACAAGACGCUGGAGCUGCAGUUGAAAGCGCCCAAGUUUGGCCAGUGA
This is a messenger RNA of Rhagoletis zephyria (snowberry fruit fly), 1584 nucleotides long. Lineage: Eukaryota; Metazoa; Arthropoda; Insecta; Diptera; Tephritidae. The record is from RefSeq and is a predicted model, not a curated record.